CUCGAAUCGUAUACCCGUCGAUCUGGCCUAAUCGAUUUACGGCGCCGAUACUUCGCCGCGAGUGAUACUUUACUUACCUCUAGUGAUCGUGAAGUGACACGAAAGUGAUUUGUGAACAAUUGCAAGGAUAUCGGGAGCAAAUCUGGAGCGACACAUUAUCAACGGGAGAAGAGGCGUGUGUGAUGCAGCGAUGGCAGCGUUCUCGGUGAGGGUGGCGGUGCUCUGCGCAUGCGCACUGCUCCUGCAAAAUGCAAGCGCUGAGCUGAAAGGGAGAUGUCCAGCUGAAGAGAGUUCGUGUCCAGCGCGAGCGGCACCUUGCAGCUCCGAUGAUGAGUGUGGCGAACAAGUGUGCUGCUCAACCAAUUGUGGACGAACUUGUGUUGAUCCGCUAUUUACUGGCUGUGAGAACGUAAAGCUAUCGACGGAGCGGAUUUCCAGAGCUUUGGCUGCUGAGAACGGCCGCGGUGGCAGGGGCCUGGCGCCUUCUCUCCGGACUCCACGUUGCAGGGUCAGCGACGGAGAAUUCGAGGAGAUCCAGUGCGAUAACGAGAUCGUCAGCUCGUGCUGGUGUGUCGAUGCCGCUGGAUUUGAGGUACCCGGUACUAGAGCGCCGGCAGCUGGUCUGGUGAAUUGCACGAGGUCGGCUCCAUGUGCUGCUCACACUUGCCGGAUGCUGUGCCCGCUGGGCUUCGAGCUCGACUCUCGAGGGUGUCCGCUCUGUAAAUGCCGAGAUCCGUGUGCAUCCAUCACUUGUCCUGGGCAAUUGUCUUGCCAGCUUGAGGAAACUCCUUGCUUAAGACCGCCGUGUCCACCAGUGCCUACAUGUAAACGUGGAAGGAGUCUGCAAAAUAUAUGUCCUGUCGGCGAACCCUUAUUAAUCUCAGAAACAAGUCGACCAUUCCUCUGUGGUACUGAUCCGGGAAAACCAAACUGUCCACCUCUGUAUAGAUGUCUUGUCGAAUCAGGAAACGACUACGGAGUUUGUUGCCCAGCAUCUUUAGAGCUGCAAAAGGCCGGCACUUGUCCGGAGCCGGCCACGAAGGAUCUCGACUGUAGCACACCUUGCAGCCACGACUUAGAAUGUCCUUCCAUGCAAAAGUGCUGUGACGGCGGGGAGUGUGGCAGGCACUGCGUCCUUCCGCACAACGUCACUAUGUGCACGCAGCAGAAGAUGCUCGCAGAGCUGUUGGUCGUUAGUGAGAGAGAAGGAAAGGGCUACGUGCCGCAAUGUGCAGCUGAUGGCUCAUUCGAAUCUCGGCAGUGCUCUAGGAACGGAUUAGUUUGUUGGUGCGUUGAUACGGAUGGAAAUAAGCUACGAGGUUCCAUGGGACCAUCAGCUACGGUUCAUUGUUCUCCAACUCCGCUGUCAGCCAGGAGCGGUGCUCGUAGCCUCAGCUCUUGUGCACGGUCUCUGUGCGCUGGUAUAUGUGAAUACGGGUACAGGACGGGUCCUGAUGGGUGUCCGUCAUGCGAGUGCGAUGACCCGUGCGCUGGUUUCCCUUGCGCUGACGGAGAAGAGUGCGUACGAGUUAAAGACUCUGAGUGCUCUGGUGAAUUCUGCACUGGAUAUCCUGUAUGUCGGCUAAAAGUAUCGUACGAGAAUCCUUGUGAGCUCGGAGCUCCUGCUACGGACGACGAUGGCUCUGUGAUCAGAUGUGGAGCCGAUGGAGACUGUCCGUCAUCCCACAACUGCAUCCGUACCAGACGUAGUGGAAACGCGCUCUGUUGCCCCGACCCGGUUUAUCUAAACUCAACCGAUGCUGAUCUUAUGGAGAUAAGCUACGAAUCGUGUGGCUCUGAGGCUGAAGCUCUCUGCGGCUUGAACUCCACCAUGAGCUGUCCUGAAGGCGACUGUGACAACGACUUAGUGUGUUGUUCUACAGCGUCCUGUGGACCAGUCUGUGUUGAUCCCGCUAAGAUGCGACUCCAAGCUGAUCGGGUCGAUGACACUCCUACAAUGUGCGAAUACCUGAGAGACUUUGACGAGAAAAUGGAAGGAACAGUGGACGGCAUGAAGCUGGCUCUACCGGCACCGACCUGCCAACAGGACGGUUCCUUCACAUCGCAGCAGUGCGCCAACGGUAGAUGUUGGUGUGUCGAUUCGUUUGGCACUGAGAUACCUGAGACCAGUACCCAUAACGCAUCUUCAGUGGAUUGUGAUAAAGUUCGCGAAGAGCUAUCAUGCUUGGAGUUGACCUGCCGCAUGGGUUGCGACUAUGGCUUCGAGCUCGGAGCCGGUCGUUGUCCGACUUGUAAAUGCCGGGAUCCUUGUUCAGGAGUGACGUGUCCGGCCGGUAGAGCCUGUGCCACAGUCGACGUCGCUUGUGACGCAGAUUAUUGUCCUCCCGUACCUGCAUGUUUGCCAAAGAAAUCCGGUCAGUGUCCAUACUUAGUGCCUCAGAGCGGAGCGUGUGAGUGGUCGUGUCGGAGCGACGCCGAGUGCUCCGGGGGGGAGAGGUGCUGCGCCACCGGAUGUGGGACUGCUUGUACGCAGCCCGUCCACCAGACAGCUUGCCAACAGAGAAGAGCUCUAGCGCUUCAUACGGCCGCUGAAAGCGGAAACCCUCCCGCUUGGGCCUGGGUCCCGCAGUGUACGGAGGACGGUGCUUACCAAGAAGUUCAGUGCAGAAGAUCUGACAAGACAUGCUGGUGUGUCGAUACUGCUGGUAACGAGAUCCCCGGUACAAGAACUAGCAACUCCACACCGACUUGUGCCUCUCCAAUCGAAUGUCCGGAAACGAAUUGCAAUGACAUUAUCGCCUGUGCUCAUGGACAAGAGCUGGACCGCAGAGGCUGUCCCACUUGUGAAUGUAGGGACCCCUGCGCCGAAGCCAAGUGCAAACCUGAUGAAUCUUGCGAAUUAGUGCCUUUGGAUUGCGAGGGUGCAGUGUGUCCGCCGUUGGCUCGGUGCGCGCCGUCCCUGCGGUGCCCCGACAGCACCACGCCGCUUGGAGCGCCGGACGGUUCAGGAUCAUUGAUAUGCGGACCUAACGCUGCGGCCUGUCCUUCCACACACGCUUGCAGAUUCGCCCCGCACGACUCUGGACCGAAUGUUUGCUGCCCCAAGCCUCGUACCGUCUGCUUCGAGAGCAAAGACGAGGGUAAUUGCACGGAGGGACAAGUGUUGAACACGACAAGAUGGCACUUCAAUCACGAGCGGAACAGAUGCGAGAGGUUCCGCUACCACGGAUGCAGCGGAAACCACAACAAUUUCAGGACCAAGGACGAAUGCAACGCCGUAUGUCCCGUCGAAGGACAAUCCUCAAAAAUAACGAAAGUUCAGAAACCGACGGAAGACGCCGGACAAGUACUUAGUCCAUGCGAAAGACUGCGAGAGAAAAACGAAGCGGCGGCACUGAAGUACGGAAAGGGCACCUUCAUACCGGUUUGUGACGCCAGUGGCGCUUGGGAACCAGUACAGUGCAUGUCGCAUAUCGAUGUGUGUUGGUGCGUGAGCGCCCGCGGUGAGCCAUUAAAAGGCUCUCUGGUACGAGGAUCCAAGCCUUCCUGCAACUUCCGGCAGGCUCGUAAAUGGAUACAAAAAGACCCUUUCGAUGAGAAAGCCAAAGCUGAUGAAGUUCUAGAAGAGCUUAUAAGACAAAUGACCGCUUAUCGAGUUGAUGAAUUUGAAGAAGACGAUGAAGAUUUAGAUGAAGACUUAGCAGAAGCGAGGAGCACAGCGGAUUUUGCCGACAAAGAAGCACAAAACGAAGAAGCCAUACUCGUAUCUGAAUUUGUUGAGCCCAAACAGGCUUUAACGACCAGGAAAAUGGAUAGGCCACUAGUACUGGAGGAAAAGAUUUCGUUUAAAACGAAAUGUCAGAUGUUACAAGCAGAGAUCGAUAAUGGAUCGGAAGGGUAUCGUCCCCGUUGCCUGUCGGACGGCUCGUUUUCUCCGCGCCAGUGUGUCCGCGGCAGGUGUUGGUGCGUGGACGCCGCCGGAGAGAGGAGACACCACUCCGGUCCAGUGCCUGACCUUCCCGCCCCUGAUCCUUGUGAAAGAACACAAAUAGAAUCCGCUAAGCUCGAACUGAAGCUGAUAGGCGUUGACGAUUCAGUAGCUCAGCGCUCGUCGGGUGUACUGGCUGUGAAGUUGGCCGCGCUCGGCGCCCGCGUGCCCGUCUCCGUCACCAAGGACAGGGGGGCGACCCGGCUACGCGUGUCCCUGUAUGGACCCAAGUCUGUCGACCGAGUCUAUUAUAUCGAGAACCUGGUUCAACAAGAAAAGCUAUCCAAUAGCGAUUCUGAAGAUUCACUGAGAGCGGACGUUGUCAGUGCGGAGUACACAUUAUCCUUGCCGACACCCGCCUUACAACAAAGAGAAAUACUUAGUGAAUCUACUGUGUCAGCGGCAACAUCGUAUCACACAGCACUAAUAGUCCUCGCAGCAACCUCGGCGUUCAUCAUCAGCAUCCUCUGUGUACUCGUGAUGUUAUACCGAGCGAGACUACAGAGAGAGCCUCAUAAAGCCGAGAGAUUCCUUCCACCAGCUCCGCCAGUAUAUGUGCUCUCCGCUGACGAGAAAGCUGAACUUGCGAGGGUCUUGCACGCUCCACCACCCCCGAUCCCGCCACAGAGUGACGAUUCGAAAGUAUAAUGAAACAAGCGAAAUAUUUGCGUGAAUUAGAAACUGUUAAAAAAACAGGUGUGCGAUUUUUAUUUCGUAAAUAAAAAAAUAGUGCGCGUGCAACUUGGUGCAUGUGAAAUAAGUGAAACUUCCUUAUGCGGUGUGUAGUA
This is a messenger RNA of Bombyx mandarina (wild silkworm), 4737 nucleotides long. RefSeq lists its product as uncharacterized. Lineage: Eukaryota; Metazoa; Arthropoda; Insecta; Lepidoptera; Bombycidae. The record is from RefSeq and is a predicted model, not a curated record. Gene Ontology annotation, biological process: cell-matrix adhesion. Gene Ontology annotation, molecular function: serine-type endopeptidase inhibitor activity. Gene Ontology annotation, cellular component: extracellular region; basement membrane.